CAAACCCGCCCCUCCCGGCGGCCCUCCGCGCCUGCGCCCAUGGCGGCCUGGCGCCGGCUGUUUGAGAGUUCUGGCUCCAUUGCCAGGAGCGAGGAGCUGUCCUUCCUGCCGGAUGGGAGGCCGAGCGACGGCGACGACCUCCGGGAGAACAGCCAGCCGGAGAGCAGCCAGCCGGAGAGCAGCCAGCCGGAGAGCAGCCAGCCGGAGAGCAGCCAGCCGGAGAGCAGCCAGCCGGAGAGCCGCCUGGACAAGAGCCGCUCCUCCGUGCAGAAGCUGCUGGGCCGAUGGAGGAAUCAAUGUGCGGCCUGCGCCGGGCAUCAGGCGGAUGAGAACAUCAAGGGCUUCUUCCAGAACUUGUUCUUGCAGUCCUGCGUCAUCUGCCACCAAAGCUUCUGCUCCGACCACGCGGGGCCCUUCGACUUUCCUCCGGGCGCCUUGCAGGCAGAGGGGCGCUGCGUUUGUGUGUCUUGCCUCCCGCAAGCCGAGAGCAUCGUGGAGGAGCACAAGGACCCUCCCCCGUUCUGUCCGCCAGGGCUGCAGGCAGCAGCGUGAGGAGCGGGGCACGGUGCUGCGGCAGAAGGCGCUGAGGGACGGGCGCCACGCCACGGUGGAGGAGAGUUGGGCGCAGUGCCUGGAGUGCGAGGCGGGCGCCAUCAGCAGCUGCCAAGUCUGCGGGACAAAGCUGUGCCCUGCGCAUAUCGAGCAGUACCCGCCGGACGUGAGCAAGGUGCGGCGCCUCUGGGUUUGCCGCCACUGCCGGAAGUACAGCGCGGCGCGGGCUGCCGCGGGCAAGGCGGUGCGGGACGCGGCGGGGCUCUUCUUCCGCCGCGCCGUGGCGGCCGAGAGCUCCGCCGCGGAGCUGAUCCCGGCGCCGCUGGAGGAGGCGGAGGACUGCGCCGCCUGUGGCUUGGUCUUCUCCAAGCUGCCGGGAUCUUUGCGGCACCACUGCCGCGCCUGUGGCAGGUCCUUGUGCGCCGGGUGCCUCUGCGGAGCUCAGGGCUGCCUGGUGAACGCCGCGCGGUGCCCCCACAAAGCGAGGCUAUACGGCAAGGAGGAGCGGAUCUGCAAGGACUGCCUGCCGGUGGCCAACUGCCGCAUCGAGGCCCGCGGGACCUGCGCCAAGGUCUACGAGGCCGCCGCGAGGUAUGCGGAGCACUGCCUGCGCGUCCGGGCCUUCUUGGCGGACCCAGAAGCGGUGCCCCUCUACGAGGCCAACUUCGUGGACACGGUGCAGGACAAGCUGCUGAGGGCCGGGGGCUUCGCAGUGGAGGGCGCCAAGCGCGUGGCGCCCUUUGUGUCGCUGCCCUGGUCCGUGGGGGUGCGCGCGGUGGAUGUGGUGUGGAACUAUGGCCAGUAUGGGUUGCUGGGCAUCCUGAUGCGCGAAGAAAUCAUGCAGGGCAUCAAGACUUUGCUGGGCUUCAGCAGCGCGCUGCAGGACAUCCCGCCGAAGGAUCUUCUUGUAGGGCUGCUGUACCUCAGCGCGGAGCAGCGGAAGGCGCUGCGGGACGCGCCGGAGGGCAACGCGCGGCUCUGCCGGGCCUUGGGGCGCCCGGCGCCGCCGAAGCUGCUGGAGGCGCUGCUGGGUAUGGCGCUGCUAGGCACCUUUGCGCCCUACCAGGACACGGCCUUCGAGGUGCAGCGCUUCGCGCUGCAGCAGCAGUGGCGCCUGGUGGCCGAGCGACUGGAGAGCUGGAAGCACCGCCCCGCCUGGGCCCUGUUUCUCAGCCACGCGCACCGCACCGCGGCGCUCUCCAUCCGGGGCACAGAUGUGGAGCAGUCUCGGGGUGGAGAUCUCUUCACCGACUUCGAUGCGCUGGGGGUGGGCUAUGGGGACGACGCCGCGCCCAGCCUUCUGGCACACCAAGGCGCGCUGCAGGCGGCGCAGGCGCUGGAGACGGAGCUGCGCCCCACGCUGCGGGCGCUGGGCCAGGCGGGGUACCGGGUGAUCCUCACGGGGCACUCCCUGGGAGGCGCGGUGGCGGCGCUGCUGCUGUGGCUCUUGAAACAUGGCACCCAGGGCGAACGCCUGGAAGGAGUUGAGAUCCUGGGCAUGGGCUACGCCACGCCCGCGGUGGUGGACCUGAAGACUGCGGAGGAGCUCCGGCCCCACUUCACGUCGCUGGUGAACUCCAUGGACGCGGUGCCCCGGCUCUGCCGCUCCGCGCUGCAGCGCCUGGCGCACGAGCUGAAAGACAUCGCCUCGGGCAGCGCGCAGGACUUGGACCAGGACCUUCAGCACUACCUGGACCGGCUGACGAGUGUCUGGGCCCCGCGGUUCCGGGACGGGCUGCCGCUGCAGGAGAUCCCCAGCCAUCGCUCAGAGGAGGAGCUCACAGACCUCUGGGGGCACCAUGAGGAGGAGGAGUCGGAGCUGUACAUCCCGGGCAGCGUGGUGUGGAUCCACCGGGUGCGAGGCCGCCUGGACGCCGCGCUGGUACCCUGCACGGCCGCGCCGCUGCGGCGGCUGCUGCUGGACAAGCGGAUGAUCGAGGAUCACUCUGCACGAUCCAUCCACCAGGCCCUGCUUGCGGUGGAACGUGCCGCGAAAUCCGACCCUUCGGACGUGAAGUGGCAAAAGUUCUGCGACGCGGGGGAGCGGUGCCCCUGCUGCGGGAGCCGCUACGAGUGGAUGAACACCGCGCGCAGCGGCAAGAUGCGUGCUCACGCGAUGACCAACUGCAGGGUCUGUGGGCUGGUGGUGUGCGUGGGUUGCGCCGCCUCUCGGCGCUCCUUGCCGGAGCUGUCCAUGGAG
Effrenium voratum is the source of this 2752-nucleotide messenger RNA. The record is from the annotation of a GenBank genome assembly. Lineage: Eukaryota; Dinophyceae; Suessiales; Symbiodiniaceae.